This is a messenger RNA of Hansenula anomala, 7023 nucleotides long. RefSeq names its product phosphatidylinositol kinase-related protein kinase TOR1 (gene TOR1). Gene Ontology annotation, biological process: negative regulation of macroautophagy; TOR signaling; protein phosphorylation. The record is from RefSeq and is a predicted model, not a curated record. The transcript has a single exon. Bases 1 to 7023 code for a protein of 2340 amino acids. Gene Ontology annotation, molecular function: protein binding; protein-containing complex binding; protein serine/threonine kinase activity. Gene Ontology annotation, cellular component: nucleus; TORC2 complex; TORC1 complex. NCBI's taxonomy places the organism in Eukaryota, Fungi, Ascomycota, Saccharomycetes, Phaffomycetales, Wickerhamomycetaceae.
AUGUCGCAGGCGCCUGAUAGCUUUGCCCUAUCGCAGAUAUUCUUGGGGCUCAAGUCCAAAAAUGCCCAAGAACGGGCUGCUGCUGUGGUGGAAUUGAGAAACCAUUUGGUCACUACUGCAAGAGAAGUGUCAUCUGAACAGUUUACAAGAUAUAACAACGAGAUCAAUAAUAAGAUAUUCGAGUUGAUCCAUGGGAGUGAUCCAUCGGAGAAGGUUGGUGGUAUACUGGCUGUCGAUAUGCUGAUUGAUUUCUUUGGAGGAGAGGAUUUACCAAACCAAACAUCGAGAUUAGCCAACUAUUUGAGAUUUUUAAUCCCUUCAACUGAUGUCGAAAUCAUGAAACUCGCCGCAAAGACCUUGGGUAAAUUAGCUAUUCCUGGUGGUAGUCUGACCUCUGACUUUGUCGAUCAUGAAACCAGAAAUGCCAUUGAGUUACUUCAGACUGAAAAACAAGAGAGCAAAAGACAUGCUGCAGUGUUAAUAAUAGCGGCAAUCGCUGAAAACUCUCCAACAUUAUUCCAUAGCUAUGUCAAUACCAUCUUGGAAAAUAUAUGGUCUGCUUUAAGAGAUUCAAAACUUAUAAUUAGAAUUGAUGCUGCUAAAGCUUUGGAAAAAUGUCUUGAUGUUAUUUAUGAACGUGAUUUAAACUUGAGGAAAAACUGGUUCAACAAAUUGAUUGAGGGUGCAUCUGCAGGUUUUAAAAUGAAUACCAGUGAAGCCAUUCAUGGUUCUUUAUUAGUUUUCAAAGAAUUGGUUAAAAAGGGUGGUAUGUUUAUUCAAGAUAAGUAUGAUGCAAUUUUCGAAACUUCAUUCAAAUUCAGAGAACACAAGUACAACAUCAUUAGACAAGAGGUUACCCACAUCAUACCAUUACUUGCUGCUUAUAAUCCACCAAAGUUUGUUGAAAAAUACCUUCACCGCACACUGCUGUUUUAUCUAUCACAAUUGAAAGAAGAAAAUGAAAAAGCUGCUAUACUAAUAUCCAUUGGUGAUAUUGCAUAUGAAGUUGAAGGUCAAAUCACAACUUAUCUGGACGCAAUUCUGGAUAACAUCAGAGAUGGCUUAAACUCAAAAUCUAGAGCUCGCAGGGACAUUGAACCUGCUAUUUUUUAUUGUAUUAGCAAAUUGGCAUCUGCUGUUGGUCCAGCAUUGACAAAACAUUUACAAAGAGAUAUAUUGGAUAUGCUCCUUUCUUGUUCAUUAAGUGAUCAUAUGAGAGAAUGUUUACUAGUAUUGACACAAAGAAUACCUCCACUUGAACAGACAAUAAACACUAAAACAUUGAACUUACUCAGUUAUUGUCUUUCGGGUUAUUCAUUCAGCCAGCCUGGCUCACCAAAUUCUCAUAAUAUUAUGAAUGCACAAUUAGCAAGGCAAUACAGGGAUGCCACUGCCUCAAGAAACGGAAUCAACAAUGAUGAUUAUAUCAUUGUGCAGGCUUUGAAAAUGCUCAGUUUCUUCAAUUUCAAGAAUGAAUCCCUAUUUGAGUUUGUUAGAUAUUGCACAAUCACAUAUAUUGAACAUGACAACACCGAGGUACGGAAAAUAGCUGCUCUGACUUCUUGUGAUUUGUUUCUGAAAGAUUCAGUAUGCUUUCAAACUUCAAGUUAUUCAUUAAAUGCUGUUUCUGAGGUUUUGGACAAAUUAUUGACUGUUGCAAUCACUGAUCCUGUUCCAGAUAUAAGGCUUGAAGUUUUAAAUUCACUUGGGAAAAACUUUGAUCCACAACUAUCUCAAGCUGAUAAUGUAAGAUUGUUAUUUAUGGCUUUAAACGAUGAAUUUUUUGCUAUACAGAAGGUUGCAAUUCAAAUCAUUGGAAGAUUGUCAUCAAUUAACCCUGCAUACAUUGUUCCAUUUUUGAGAAAAACAUUGAUUCAGUUGUUGACCAAAUUGGAAUACUCAACAGCAUCCAGGAAAAAGGAAGAAAGUGCUAUAUUAUUGUCACUGUUGAUCAGUUCCUCUAAGAAUAUAACCAAACCAUAUGUAAAACCAAUCAUUGAUGUGUUACUUCCUAAAGCUAGAGACAAAAGUGCUUCAGUUGCUGCUAGUGCAAUUGCUGCUUUAGGUGAAUUGACUGUUGUUGGUGGAGAAGACGUAAAACCUUUCAUUUCAGAUUUGAUGCCAUUAAUCUUGGAGACAUUUCAAGAUCAAAGCUCUUCAUUCAAAAGGGAUUCCGCUUUGAAAACGCUGGGUCAAUUAUCUGGAUCUACUGGUUAUGUUAUUCAGCCUUUAUUAGACUAUCCACAAUUGUUGGGAAUAAUUAUCAAUAUUUUGAAGUCAGAAACAUCACCAAACAUUAGAAGAGAGACUGUUAGAUUGUUGGGUAUCCUUGGUGCACUAGACCCUUACAAACAUAAAGAAGUUGAAAGAAGCUCCAAGCAUAUUGUCGUUGAGGGUCCUCCUACAGAUGUUGCCUUAUUGAUGCAAGGUUUGAGUCCAUCUAAUGAAGAAUAUUAUCCAACAGUUGUUAUAAGUACUUUAUUGAAGAUUCUGAAAGAUCCAUCUUUAGCUGCUUACCAUUCAAGCUGCAUUCAAACUAUUGUUUUGAUUUUCAAAACCAUCACAAUAACCUGUAUCAAGUUCACUGGAAGCAUAAUUGAGGCAAUCAUUAGUGUUAUGCAUACAUGCCCUCCAUCAAUGCUUGAAUUUUAUUUCCAACAAAUAAGUGCAUUGAUAAGUAUUGUGAAACAGCAUAUUAGACCAUUUUUACCAGAAGUUUUUGACACCAUCAAAGAAUAUUUCCAUCUGGCAAAUCUGCAAGUCACAAUCAUAUCACUGAUUGAAUCCAUCGCUAAAGCGCUAGAUGGCGAGUUUAAGACACAUAUACCUUCUGUCCUGCCACUAUUACUUGAUGCUCUUGGUAACGAUAAGACUACUAAUGUCUCGUUGAGAAUUUUGAAAGCUUUUGUUGUUUUUGGUGGAAGUAUUGAAGAAUAUAUUCAUCUCAUCAUCCCAAAUGUGGUUCACCUUUUUGAGUAUGGUCCACAAAAUGUGAGAAAAGCUGCAAUUAUCACUGUGGGUAAAAUUUCAAGAAAUGUUAAUUUGAAUGAUAUAUCAUCAAGAAUUGUGCAUACUUUGUUAAGAGUACUCAGUACUCGUAAUGAUGAGCUAGUGAAGGCAUCGAUGAAUACAUUAAGCUUGUUAUUGUUACAAGUGAGCAAUGAAUUCAUUGUGUUUAUUCCUAGUAUUACCAAAGUGCUUUUUAAAUACAAUAUUGAAUCUCCUGUUUAUGAUCAGUUGGUGAAUAAACUAUUAAAUGAUGAACCUUUGCCACAGAAUCUGAUAUUGGAUAAGGAACCAGAGAGCGGUGACGGUAGUGAUAUUGUUGAAUUACCAUCAAAGAAGCUUCCGGUUAACCAGCAAAUUUUGAAAAAUGCAUGGCAGUGCAGCCAAUGUCGUACCAAAGAAGAUUGGCAGGAAUGGAGCAGAAGAUUGAGUGUUCAGUUGUUGAAGGAGUCCCCAUCACAUGCGUUGAGAGCUUGCUCGGCCUUGGCAGGUAGUUAUUAUCCUUUAGCUAAAGAUUUAUUUAAUGCCAGUUUUGCAAGUUGCUGGAGUGAACUUUACACACAACACCAAGAAGAAUUGGUCCAAUCAUUAUGUAUGGCAUUAUCAUCGCCAAACAAUCCACCAGAAAUUUAUCAAACACUUUUGAAUUUAGCUGAGUUUAUGGAACAUGAUGAUACAGCUUUACCAAUUCAUAUUUCAACAUUGGGUCAAUAUGCUCAAAGAUGUCAUGCUUACGCAAAAGCUUUGCAUUAUAAGGAACUUGAAUUUAGUCAGGAACCUUCAACUCCAACAAUCGAGUCAUUAAUAAGUAUCAAUAAUCAAUUGCAACAAUCAGACGCGGCUAUUGGUAUCUUGAAACAUGCUCAGCAACAUCAUGAUUUACAACUUAAAGAGACUUGGUUUGAAAAAUUGCAAAGAUGGGAAGAUGCAUUGAAGGCUUAUAAUGAAAGGGAAGUUGAUACCAUUGAUACUACUAUGGGUAAAAUGCGUUGUUUGCAUGCUUUGGGUGAAUGGGAUCAAUUAUCACAAUUGGCUCAAGAAAAAUGGACAAACUCAUCAACUGAUAUCAAGAGAACUGUUGCACCAUUAGCUGCCGCUGCUGCUUGGGGUUUGGGUAACUGGGAAAGAAUGGAUACAUAUAUCACUGUCAUGAAACCAGAAUCACCAGACAGAUCUUUUUUCAAUGCUAUUUUGUGCUUGCAUAGAAACAAUUUCGGAGAAGCGUCAUCGCAUAUUUCUAAAGCUAGAGAUUUAUUGGUAACUGAGAUUACGGCAUUAGUCAGUGAGAGUUAUAGCAGAGCUUAUGGUGUCGUUGUUAGAGUUCAAAUGUUGGCUGAAUUGGAAGAAAUAAUCAAAUAUAAAAAUUUGCCACAGCAUUCUGAUGCUCGUGCUGUCAUGAGGAAAACAUGGAAUGCUCGUUUAUUGGGUUGUCAAAGAAAUGUUGAUAUCUGGCAAAGGUUAUUGAAGGUUCGUGCAUUAGUUGUGAAACCAAAACAAGAUAUGGACGUUUGGAUCAAAUUUGCAAACUUGUGCAGAAAGUCGGGAAGAUUAGGUCUGGCUGAAAAGUCAUUGAACUCAUUACUUGAAGAAGGUGACGAUCCGAAUACAUCUAGAGCACCUCCACAAGUUGUUUAUGCUCAACUGAAAUACAUGUGGGCCACGGGUUCUCAAAGAGAGGCAUUGAGUCAUUUGAUUGAUUUCACUUCAAGAAUGUCCCAUGAUUUAGGGUUGAAUCCAGAUGAUUUGAUCACACAACCUUUACCAACACAUACAACCAUCAAGAAUGUUCAAGAAUAUACUAGAUUAUUGGCAAGAUGUUUCCUGAAACAAGGUGAAUGGCAAGUUGCAUUACAGCCAAACUGGAGGACUGAAAACUCAGAAACCAUUCUUGGUUCAUACUUGCUUGCAACACACUUUGACAGUAAAUGGUAUAAGGCAUGGCAUAACUGGGCAUUGGCUAAUUUUGAAGUGAUUUCUUUGCUGACUUCCAAAUCUGCCAUCAAUCAAAAUGAUGAAAAUGAAAAUGCUUAUACUCAAGAAUUAAUUCAGCAACAUGUUGUUCCAGCUAUAAGAGGGUUCUUCCACUCUAUUUCAUUAUCGGAAUCCAAUCCAUUACAAGACACAUUGAGAUUAUUGACGUUGUGGUUUACAUUUGGUGGUCUGCCAGAAGCAGCUCAAGCUAUGUCCGAAGGUUUCAGUAUGGUGAAGAUUGAUACUUGGUUAGAAAUCAUUCCUCAAUUGAUUUCCAGAAUCCACCAACCAAAUCAGACUGUUAGCCGCUCAUUACACGGUUUGUUGUCUGACUUAGGUAAAGCACAUCCACAAGCUUUGGUUUAUCCAUUAACUGUUUCCGUUAAAUCUGAUAGUGUUUCGAGACAACGUGCUGCUUCAACUAUCCUUGAUAAGAUGAGAAUUCAUAGCCCAACAUUAGUUGGCCAAUCAGAACUUGUGAGUGAUGAACUUAUUAGAGUUGCUGUUUUGUGGCAUGAACUGUGGUAUGAAGGGCUGGAAGAUGCUUCAAGACUUUUCUUUGGUGAACACAAUGUUGACAAAAUGUUUGCUGUUCUUGAUCCAUUGCAUAAAAUGAUGGAAAAGGGGCCAGAAACCCUGCGUGAAGUUUCAUUCCAGAACACAUUUGGUAGAGAUUUGAGUCAUGCAUAUGAAUGGGUUCUGAGUUAUCGUCGCACAAAAGACAUCUCCAAGCUGAACCAGGCAUGGGAUAUCUAUUAUAAUGUUUUCCGUCGUAUCAAUAGACAGCUGCCUCAACUGCAAACUCUUGAACUACAAUAUGUUUCUCCUAAAUUAUUGGCUGCUAAAGAUUUAGAAUUGGCUAUUCCUGGUACUUAUAGACCCGGGAAACCAAUUGUGAGUAUUCUGAGCUUUGAACCUUCUUUGACAGUUAUUUCCUCCAAACAGAGACCACGUCGUUUUGGUAUUAAAGGAAGUGAUGGUAAGGAAUACUUCUAUUUGUUGAAAGGUCAUGAAGAUAUUCGUCAAGAUAGUUUAGUUAUGCAACUAUUUGGUUUGGUUAACACACUUUUGGUUAAUGACCCUGAAUGUUUCAAGAGACAUUUAGACAUUCAAAGAUUCCCAGCAAUUCCAUUAUCUCCAAAAACAGGUUUAUUAGGGUGGGUUCCAAACAGUGAUACUUUCCAUGUCUUAAUCAGGGAGUAUCGUGAAUCAAGAAACAUUAUCUUGAAUAUUGAGCAUCGUAUCAUGUUGCAAAUGGCUCCAGAUUACGAUAAUUUAACACUGUUGCAAAAAGUUGAAGUUUUCACAUAUGCUCUGGAUAAUACUAGAGGUCAAGAUCUUUACAAAGUUUUGUGGUUGAAGAGUAGGUCUUCAGAAUCAUGGUUAGAUAGAAGAACAACCUACACUAGAUCCUUGGCUGUGAUGUCAAUGGUUGGGUAUAUCCUAGGUUUAGGUGAUCGUCAUCCUUCCAACUUGAUGUUGGACAGAAUUACAGGUAAAGUUGUUCAUAUUGAUUUUGGUGAUUGUUUUGAAGCUGCUAUUUUGCGUGAGAAAUAUCCUGAAAAGGUGCCAUUUAGAUUAACAAGAAUGCUUACAUAUGCUAUGGAAGUCAGUGGUAUUGAAGGUACAUUCAGAAUCACCUGUGAACAUGUUAUGAGAGUGUUGCGUGAUAAUAAAGAAUCAUUGAUGGCCAUUUUAGAAGCAUUUGCUUACGAUCCAUUGAUUAAUUGGGGAUUUGAUUUACCUACACAAGCUAUUGCUGAUGCCACUGGUAUUAAAUUUCAACUUGUUAAUACUGCUGAAUUAUUACGCAGGGGUCAAAUUGAUGAACAAGAAGCUGCAAAAUUGGAAGUUCAACAAAAGAUUGAAAUUAGAAACGCAAGAGCAUCAUUGGUGUUGAAAAGAAUCACUGAUAAGUUGACUGGUAAUGAUUUCCGUCGUUUCAAUGAAUUGAAUGUGUCAAGCCAGGUUGAUAAAUUGAUUCAACAAGCAACAUCUGUUGAAAACUUGUGUCAACAUUAUAUUGGUUGGUGCUCUUUCUGGUGA